Coprinopsis cinerea okayama7#130 is the source of this 2232-nucleotide messenger RNA. Its product is annotated as pheromone receptor. Gene Ontology annotation, molecular function: mating-type factor pheromone receptor activity. Gene Ontology annotation, biological process: G protein-coupled receptor signaling pathway. NCBI's taxonomy places the organism in Eukaryota, Fungi, Basidiomycota, Agaricomycetes, Agaricales, Psathyrellaceae. The transcript is spliced from 7 exons. The record is from RefSeq and is a predicted model, not a curated record. The coding region runs from base 1 to 1827 and encodes 608 amino acids. Gene Ontology annotation, cellular component: membrane.
AUGCCGUUUAUAUGCCCUUGUUUUGAAAUGGGCGAGGUAUUUGUCGACUUUGAGAAGCGGUGGUCAAGGGACAAUGGGGCUCCCGCUUUGAAUCCCUUGUUCCUUGUUUUCAGUCGGUACUUCAUAUACCCUCUCGAUGUCCCAAGCCUAGCGCUCGUCGUAUGGUUCCUCACCGCUAACUUCAUCCACGCUGUCAACUCUGCGGUAUGGGCGGGGAAUGUGGACAUCCACUCGGAAAUCUGGUGCGAUAUCACGACAAAGUUACUGUUAGGUGUGAAUGUCGCAAUCCCAGGUGCCCUCCUUUGUAUCGCAAGGCAGCUGGAGCUGGUGUCGUCCUCGCGCAAGAUUAUCGAUAGCCCGAUCGUCAAACGUAACUCGACGAUUUUUGAGGUUAUUUGCUGUUAUAUGAUCCCUUUGAUCUAUAUGUCCCUUCACUUUGUUCCUGCAAGUAACUUUGGGACAUCUGUAGGCCUUGCCAUCCACCACUCCUUCCGACACAACACUUCCGCCUUUGCUACCCACCUAUCAUCCCGAAGUACGACUAUCUCGUCUUCUUCACUUUUCUCUCGCAAGAUAUUCGUCGUCAUGUUCAUUACUGGGGUAUCGGCCGUCACCACCCUCUUUCAGCUCUUCUCAAUUCCUACCCUGAAGGAAUGGACGAGUUGGGACGAGGUGCAUGCCAAGUUGGGUGAAGUCGAUAUACUCUCACCGGAAGACGCUGGGAAUGUCGCGGCUACUUGGUGGAUCCUUUUCACUAUCUCGACCAUAUUCAUCGUCUUGACCCUCGCAUUUGGGGAAGAGACGAGGGAUGCCUACAAGUCCUUCGUCAAGAAGUGGAACAAAAGGGAGGAAAUCGCCAGGGAGGUCAAGGCGGCAUGUAAGAUCAGUUUCAGGUUCCAACUCCCUGCUCGGCGUCCUCGAACCCACCUUCCGCAGCCCAUUGUCUGUCGAUCAAGAUUGGAUUCGAGCGCGCGCCCUCACAUGGUCGAACUCAAGUCCGGAUGGGACGACAUGUUGGACUUCAAGUAUCCCAAGAGCCCCUCCCCGACUAAGCGCUCACGGUCCCUCAAGUCCCCGCCCAUCUCGCCUGUGUCAAGUCGGAGUCCAAGUUCUGCUUCGUUCCGUGGCGGCGAUAUCCAGAGUCCCAUCACGCCAAGCACAGGCCCCAUGUCCGCUGAAGAAACGGCGUUCAUGAACUCGACAAUUUCAUAUCUUGGCUCCCCUCCCGCCCACACGUUGGGCGUUUCGGCUCCGUUGCAGGCUUCAUCUCCGAGUCCGGUCACCGUCCGCCAACCGCCAUCGCAUCCGACCAUCCCGGCUUACCACCUUCCCCGCCGACCAGUUCCAGUGUUGAAAGUAGCGAUUGUUGCAGACCCUGUCCUGCCCCUCGCUGACGCGGCUAAGCUUCCCGCCACCCCUGUGGCGAAGCUGUCUACGCCCCCCAAAGCGCCUCGUCCUCAAAUUGACUCGGUCUUCCAAGCUGACUGGCCUGUCCCACCUGUUUCACCUUCUCCCACCGCGAGUGUUAGCUCUCGUUAUGAGACAAGGUCGCCUACCCUCUCGACUCGCUCUUCUAUCGGUGCAUGCUCGGAUGUUCCUUCUUACUAUCGCCAACCUCACACCGAAGGAGGGAGACCGUUUGAAGGGUCGAGUGUUGCCAUGCAUUCGCCAACACCUCAGCGGAGCCACGGCCAUCACAGGACUCCAUCGCUGAAGCCUAGUCUUCAAAGCCUGAGGGCCAGCUGGGAGAGGAUGAGGCACGGUUCCAGUCCUGUCGGCUAUCCUGGUGAAGGCAUUCACAUGACGGUUGUUCAAGAAACGGUAUAGGUCUACUACUCAUCUGGCUUCGUUCACGGUUUUUCACGCUUCUUAUGUUCAUCAUUGACUCGUCCAUUCUUUCUUAAGACUCUCAUUUUCGCAAGUAUGUAUUAUCUUAUGCGGAGGAUUGAAGGAUCGUAUUCGCAUUUCGUUGUGUCUGUCCUCCCUUCCACCUUUCUGUAUCUCGUUGGUUCUGGUUCAACCCCCCUUGAUGUAUCCUCCACCUCUCAUCCUAUUCUGUGUAGCAUAGAUCUCUCUCCGCCUCCUCUUCGUUCUCACAUUCUGUAUCAUAGCAUACCAUGGGGUUUAUGACUUCCUAUGUCUCCCGCGAUAUCCGAUUCGUCACUUCCAAACGUACACAACUUGAAGUUUUAGAUAAUUCUGUGGUCAAAUGCAAUAUAGAUAUGUUGCUUC